AGAAUUACAGCAGCUCAAUUGCCUUCACAUUCACAUAACGUGGGUUCUAUUUCUAUGUCAUCAACUGGUGGUCAUUAUCAUACAAUUAACGAUCCAGGACACAACCAUGGCGGUAGCACAGGCGCUUCAGGUUUCUUAAACGGGAAUGGCAGAUGGCAUGCAGGUAAAGAUGGAUGGAGAAUAGCAGAGGGCACACAUUCACAUUCUAUCCCAACGGGACGCACUGGCAUAAGUGUGAAUUAUGCUGGUGAUCAUAGUCACACAUUGUCUGGAUAUACUGGGCCCGUCGGAAACGGUGAACAAUUCAGCAUUAUGCAGCCUUAUCAGACGAUGAACUAUAUCAUUUAUACUGAUUAA
This is a messenger RNA of Adineta ricciae, 357 nucleotides long. NCBI's taxonomy places the organism in Eukaryota, Metazoa, Rotifera, Eurotatoria, Adinetida, Adinetidae. The record is from the annotation of a GenBank genome assembly.